Messenger RNA from Penicillium antarcticum, 246 nucleotides. RefSeq lists its product as uncharacterized. The transcript has a single exon. The coding region runs from base 1 to 246 and encodes 81 amino acids. NCBI's taxonomy places the organism in Eukaryota, Fungi, Ascomycota, Eurotiomycetes, Eurotiales, Aspergillaceae. The record is from RefSeq and is a predicted model, not a curated record.
AUGUCUGAUCCUGAGUCUGUUUUGCGUCGUAACUGCGUUCGGUGGCAAGACGAUGAACAUCUUUUGCGUGCCUUUGAAGAUGCAUUUCGUGUAGGAGAUUCUCGCUACACAUAUGACAUCUCCGAUCCUCCAAGUGUGUUUUUGGAAAGUGUCGCAAAGUUGAUUUAUAUUCGCUAUAUUUGUGUGUUCGACGAUGAACAGGCAGCAGAGUAUCGAUGUAACAUUGAAAACAUUGAAUACGAGUAA